GCUAUGAGUGGCUGCAUGUAGUUAACCUGCACGACGUCACUAGCCGCCCUCGGGUCAACCCAUUCAUCACUCAUCGUUCGUUCAUUGAGCUCUCAAUCUCCUUCCAAGUCCCUCAAUUCCAUCAAUUGACCACGACCACCACCGCCAUUCUGGCCACCACCUAGCACUUCCUCCUCCUCAUCGCCCACAGCACCAAUAUUACAUCCCAAUUGACACCAACCAACCAACCAACCAACCCCAACCAUGGUCUCAACCCGCCAUCACCCCGACGACUUCCCACCACCUCCAACGUCCCCAACCCCAAACACCAACACCAAUAUUAACGGCAGCAGCAGCAGCAGCGGCAACACCCCCAAAAAAUGGGUCCAUACCCCCUCCACCCCGAUCACGCUCUGGCUCCUCUUCUCCGUGCCCCUCGUCCUCUGGGACGCGGGCUACGUCCUCCUCCGCCCGCACUCCAUGCCGGGCCACAGCCUGCACUCACCGCUGUGGACCCCCUACGCGCUUUACGGCACGAUCGACUACAUCUACGGCUGGCCGGCCUUCAACGCCCGCAACGGCUUCACCGCCGCGCAGACCGUGCUGAACCUGUUCGAGAGCGCCGGCUACCUCUACUACCUGGCCGUCGUCUACCGCUACGGCACUAGCCUGACCGCCAACGGCCGCGGCGGCCAGCGCCACCCGCACAAGGGCGUGGAGUGGUUCCUGCGCGAGACGAAGGUGGUGGCGGGGCGGACGGGCGCACUGGCGUUGCUGGUCGCGUACAGUGCUUCGGUGAUGACGCUGGGGAAGACGGUUCUUUAUUGGUUGAACGAGGUGUUCUCCGGGUUUGAGAACAUCGGACACAAUGAUUUCUGGACGUUGGUCUUCUUCUGGAUUAUCCCGAAUGGUCUGUGGAUUGUCUUCCCCAGCUAUAAUAUCUAUAUUCUUGGAGCGGAGAUCAUGGCAGCGUUGGAGACCUCGGUCCCGCGGCAACGGGUCGGGCGACCCAAGUCGUCGUAGGUCCGGUUGGUCCAGUUGGAUGUGGCUCCCAUACAUUCAAUGGUUUCAGCUUAGAUUGGGACUGUCUGGGGGUGGGAUAUGUGACGGGGAGGACGUGUGUAAGCAGGUCUAGUAUGGCAUCAUUCACAUCAUCCCUUAGCGAUUCCUAUAUAAAGAUUCCAAGUGAUAAUUCCUGAAAGCUCAAAGGGCCUAGAUCUCCACAAGUUCCUAUAAAUGUGUUAGUGUUUCCCUAGGAGAAGAGCCGCCCCAGAUCUUAUCAUCACGCUUGAAUCGUACUCUG
This is a messenger RNA of Aspergillus aculeatus ATCC 16872, 1282 nucleotides long. RefSeq lists its product as uncharacterized. The record is from RefSeq and is a predicted model, not a curated record. The coding region runs from base 244 to 1002 and encodes 252 amino acids. The transcript is spliced from 3 exons. NCBI's taxonomy places the organism in Eukaryota, Fungi, Ascomycota, Eurotiomycetes, Eurotiales, Aspergillaceae.